AUGUCCCCGGAGGUGAGUUGUGGUGGCGAGUUGGAAAAAGUCAUCGCACCGAAGGGCACAAUCCAAGCCGCGAACGAUACGGAAAGUUUGUAUCAUGUCUCCGCGCAACUGCCUAUAACUCAGAGGAUAGAGAUUAAGGUUAGUUAAGCGGAUCUCGUAUGGCAGUGCACUUUGACCUCUUACUAAUUUUGUGGCUCGCCUCUGCACCCUUUCGAGCAGAUCGUAAUCCUGGUGCGUCCACGGUCUCCAGGCCUGAAUUGCAUAUUCGAGAUGGGGCCUUAUAAACGUGCCGAAGACUUUGGUGAAGCAGUCUUCAUCGAAAACUACGAAUGCCCGCUUGAUGGCAUAUAGCAUUGAAGUUGCGGCCUUGGCCGAAUUACAGCACUGUGUAGAAGGCUUUAGGCUGUCUGCAACCCAAACUCCGAGAUCUUUCUGAGUUUCUGCUUCUCGGAGUGGCAUUCCGUUCAGCUGGUAUUGCCGCGUACUAGGGCUCUGAUUUCCGAGGCGCAGAAUGGUGAAUUUGUUCAAAUUGAAGGCCAAGAGCCAUCUGCGGGACCACUCGUCCAACCGACAAAGAUUUUCUUGGAAGUUGGUCUCAUCGGCAGCAUUCUGGAUAACUUUCCAGAUUUUUAUGUCAUCCGCAAACAUGGCACAAUCACAGUCCAACCCAUCUACGCAAUCAUUGAUGAACAAGAGAAAGAGAGUUGGUCCGAGCACCGAGCCUUGUGGGACCCCACUCUCUAUGAAUGUGCACCUUGAUUGCUGUUGUUCUACGCAGACAAUUUGGGAGCGGCCGACAAGGAAAUUUUCGAUCCAUUUGAGAAGUUUGCCACCGAUGCCCAUAAUUCUCAACUUGUGUAGGAGACGCUGGUGCGGAACACUGUCAAACGCCUUCCGAAAAUCAAUAUAGGCGACAUGCACGGUGUGUUUUGCGUCCAGUGCUCGUGUCCAACUUUGCAUUGUGUAUAGCAAGUUCGUAACACAUGAUCUUCCCCUACGGAAACCAUAUUGUGUAUUGGACAAGAGGUUGUGGGUUUCCAAGUAAGCCAUCAACUCCUUUUUGAUUGUUUUCUCCAUCACUUUGCAGCAGAUCGAUGUCAGACUGACGGGUCUGUAGUUUGUCGCCUGAGCACGACUACCGCUUUUGUAAAGGGGUGUAAUGUGGGCCGUCUUCCAAUCUGUGGGAAGAAUUCCAGCAUCAAACGAUUUUUGGCACAGAAAGGAUAGUGGCUUGGCCAGCUGUUGGGCAAGCUCAAAGAGCAGCUUUGCUGGAAUCUCGUCCGGACCGGGAGAUUUACAUUCCUUCAAGCUUUUCAGUUCUUUCAAAAUCGCCUCUUCUCGAAACACAAUAUUUUCGAUAGUGGGAUCUCUCAUGUUCUCAGAAUUAGAUGGGGUAAAGUCCGCUUCUCUGGUGAAAACGGAUCGGAAAAAUUGAGAAAAGUGCUCAGCCUUAUUUGUACUGUCCGAUAUCUCCAAGCCGUCAUCACCCCUCAUAACAGGAAUGGGAUUCCUGUUACGUGUGCUUUUCCGCAAAUAGCUGUAGAGCAAUUUCGGAUUUUUAACGGCUCGGUGGAGCAAAUUACUCUCAAAAUCCCGUCUCCUUCUGAAAAUCAGGCUUUUCACCUUAUUUCUUUGAAUUUUGUAUUCUGUAAACGCUGCAUUAUUGAUGUUCUCGCGAAAUUUUUUCCAUAAUCUACCUUUCUUGUUGAUCUCCCUUUUGAGUUCUCGUGUAAGCCACUGAGGGCGGUUGGAUGUCCUAGGCUUUGAUAAGGGACAGUGGUUCUUCAUUAGAUGCAGUAAACGAUCCUUGAAUAAAUUCCAGUCCUCGUUAACGUUUCCGGAGAAGAGAACAUCCCAGUCUAUUUGUGAUGCCUCAGCUCUCAUUUGGCGAAAGUCCCCUUUCCAUAUAUUUGGCCUCGUAUUGUCUUUUGUACACGGUUCAGAAUACAGCAAGUACUCGCAUAAAAGCACUGCAUGAUCACUUCGACCGAGCGGGGGUAGUGGUCAACCUGCAUAUAGCAGUGUAUAACGGAUUUCAUGAAGGGGUACGUAUGCGGGCCAGAAAGGACUGAUCUACAUGCGGUAUUAAGAAGGAGGUUCGAAAUGGAUAUCACCAAUGCAGAAUUCAUAGGCCGGAUGAGGUUUUUCACUUCAAAGUGCUUACGAUUCAUCGAAUUAAUUCGGGGAUGGAAGACCUUUUAUGUGUGCUGAUGAUUUGAACGUUGCCUACGGAGAUAAAUCAUCGGAUUGCGACAUCUUGCUCGGGAAAUUGAAGAUCGAUCUUCGGGCUCUUGCCCAGUAAAGCUGCACAUGGCAUCCUUCCUUUCCUUGGCACAAAUGCUCAGUUAUGGUUGUUUGCGACGGCUAUCAGUCUCAGCUAAACACCGUCUAUCACGAUAUAAAUGUGCCCGGAGGUAUAAAGGACCUGACUGCAUCGUACUCCAAGAUUCUUAGUCCUUCAAAUGUAACCACGUAAUAUUCAUCGAAUGCCGACAGGCGACUAGUAGUAUAUUUUAGGGUUACGAGAUACCUUUCUAGCAGCACAGGUAAUCGCAAAACACCCACACACGCGUGUUUUGCCGACGUUCUGCCGCUGCAAAUCUAGAGACCUGGGUGACGUUGCCAAUGAUCGAUCGGUCUGGAGAAGAGCGGUAAAGACCGGAGUAGCUGUUUACUAGUCCCACCGGUUCGCUGCCGUCCAGAAUAAAUCCAGGGCCCACCAGUCUCAAACGAUGCAGACCCGCAAUUCCAAUACCGAACCCAUCUCAAAGUGGCGCGUCGUCAACGGACACUUCGCGUGCGGCACAACGACUCAGUUUACUUCCCUUUUCUUCUGCCUCCACAAACGUUCCCAUUGUUAUUUCCGUCGCAAUUUUCACGACGUCCACUAUGACCGUCACCACCAACUGUGUGCAAACCGCCGAUGUCCCGUCAUGGCGGUCACCGCUGCCCAUCACUGCUCUAUCAUCAAUACCGCAACCCUACGUCAGCGGCAACGACAAUUAUUACCAUUCCAAAUUCUGCCACCGCUGAGUACAGCCUUGAUGCUCAACCACAAGAUAUCGUCACCGCCACCAAAUAACCGGUCCCUCCACCUGCAAUGGGGAUUUAAUCCCCAUCUCUUCUCAUUGCGGUCGCGCUCUCACGUCGUGCAUUGAUCUGGUCGGUCACUUACGUAUCCAUUGCACUGAGAUUUGUGAGCUGGUGUCAGGGGCACCUAACCACCCUUGUCUGGUACGGAGCUGAAAUCUCAUGAAAAGGAAUUGUGACCACAAAGUCCCUGCAUUCAUUAAUAAACAUAGAACAGAUAGGGAUAUUUAUUCUUUCCUCCCUUUAUCGUCUCUAUUGUCUAUGUAACCUGACACCAAAUAUCCCUUAAGGAGCUUAUGAUAACAUCCCUUUCGAUAAAACCCUGCAUAGUAGUUGUACGUAAGUCUAUAUUAAAGUCAUAUUAAACCUAUAUGCAACUAUAUUAGAUCACUGUAAACAGUCGACCACUACUCCUAUAAUGUCACAUUCACAAGAACAACACUAUUUUGACAGCUUUGAUUGUGGCUUACCAUUGAAUCUUUUUUACUCCUGAUAUAUGUUCAUCUUUUCCAUCUCUUAGUCCAGGCAAUUAUGGCAAGCCUCCUGAAAAACACGAAGAAAAUGUGCGACCGCUCAUUUACAGCUGGCCAAAUAGACUGACAACCACCAACUAGAACACACCGAAUUUUACCCAACUGGAAGAUACUUUCAAGGUCAGGCUGAUAUCAAAGUUCUUUAAUUUCAAUGAAGGACAUAUUAUUCAUGCCCCCUCAGAAACUACCACACUGCACACUUCAAGUUUAUAUUGUGCAUAUCGUUAUUUCUUAAAACUUUUGUGAUUAUUUUUUCCACGGAACUCUGGUUUUUUUUAAACUUGAAACAAACUCUCAAUUCGCCCUGUAGGGGCUAAACAGACACCCAAAAUAAAUGAAGUCAAAGUGAAGUCGAAAUGGGUGAAUUUGUUUUGGGUUUUUUCCCUAUGUUCAAGGGAGACUGGACGUACACAAUGGGCGCUAUAAUGAACCUAUUCUAUUCUACUCUAUUCUUGUGCCACAUAUCCCCGUUCUGGCCUGCAAUCAUCUUCCAGACCGCAGUUGUUUUAUUUGCAUAACCGACAUCCAAGGAAAAUAUUGUUGUAAUUAUUGUAACACUGGCUAUCCAAGAACCAGCGAACUCUUUGCGGAUAGGUCCGGAAUUUUUUCACUACUCGAUUAACACUAUAACCCUCAGAUCUGUGCGGAAUAGAAGAGAGACAGGAUACCACAGAACAACUUAACUGUGUCAAUCACCCUGUAUACAUCAACUGUAAAUCCUUCUGUCCAUGCCUUCGUAUUUAAGGUUUCGGCCUUUGUCUGGUUUACGUGUUUCUACUGGUCCAGGCCUGAGCGUCCGCAUGGGUAGACCCUCACUUGAGGGCCGCGCGUUACUCCGCCGCGUGCUAAUUUCUGGCUCACAGGCUGGCUUCCUAGGCGAGGCUGCCUGCCUUUUUGAGGUUCUUUGUCUGGCGUGACCUCCGGACGACAGAUGAUGUCUGUAAAUCAAAACUAAACAUUACUAUUAUUAUUAUACACCUGCUGCACCCAUUUCACCUGUUGCACUUCCACGCACAUUCAGCCACCGCAAACAAAUAGCCGACUAUACCGCAUCCACGACAACAGAAUUCACUACGACGUCGAUGAAUGAAAUUCAGCACAUGAGUCUGUAAACUCUGUCACUGCCAGCACCGCCGAUCGCCCGCCAUCUGCGGCACUGUCACUAGAAAAUAAGCAGCCCUUAUCCAUCUUAUCUACUCUUUCAACCCACAUACGAACCACGCAUUUUCCCUGUCGGCCACUAAAAAAUCCAACGCCCGCCUCAUCCACAUGAAAUGUUUACUAACAUUCAUUUGCUACAGGGACCGACUCCGUCAUAUGCGACUUCACAAAAACGGCGUGGUAAAACGCCGCAGUUCGAAUCCGAUCUUUCUAUGUCUCAUAAAUAAUCAAUGUAUUGGUAGGAGAAGCUUACCGAUCGUUCUUACGGAACUCACUCGUUCCGCUGAGCCUUAUGGGCUCUCUCUCGAGUCCAACCAGCAGCCGCACAGCGGUGCAUGAUAUUGGCAGAAUGACAUUACCGACAAUGGCAUGGGUGAUGUCGGUAAUGUCAUUUUAAUCUAUGCAUCACACACAAAACCUCCUCACAACUCUCGACACACGAACAGGACACAUACUGCGACCCACGGAGAUGGGCUGUUGCAGCUCUGUCAGCCACGGCGUCCUGUUUCAGUACAAGAUGUCAGUUAGCACACAAAAGAAGAGUGGAUGAGACCUGCCCUGAAGACAUUUCAGUGAAUUUUCGAAAUGUAAACAGUCUGGGACUUUUUAAAAUUAUCCGAACAAGCUGAAUGAUGUGACUGCAGAAACUGGACCAGUGUAGUAUUACGCACCAUAAUGCCAUUCGAGCGACGCAUUUAUGUUCGCAAUAAAUAACUGCAUACAUUUCAGGAACGUUUGCUCAAGGUAUUUCUUUCCGUCUCAUACUCAUUGCACAUGCUUAGUGACAUUCACUUUGGCGCUUACAGACCAUUGACAUGGUACAACUUUCUCUGUAGCCCACAUGCAGUUCGCGACGAAAUAACUGCUAAUGCUGUAAACGCUUGUAAUAGUUCAUCCACCCUAACAGUUUUAGCAUUUUCCGCAUGGUUGGUUGAUAAUGGAUUUUCCAAAGUGGUUGAUGUACUUCCGCUGCCUGUGACAAAUGGUCACUUCGGAUUUACACGCAUAAAUUUCACUCAAAUAAGCUAGACCAAACUGAACGUUUGAUGAUGCAGUAAAAAACAAUGGGCUCUGGAUCUUGCACGAAGAGUUAUAGUCAAAAGUCCUAAUGAAAAAAUCUGUUGAACCCGUGACAAGAUGUUAAGGGUGCCACAGUCCACUCUUAACUGCUGUGUGAUAUCGACGCAAUCAAGUCUUAGAGAUGAGUAUGGAAAGGGAAUUGAAAUUAAUAGCUUGAUUCACUCACAAGCUUAACGAUUAGACUUCCCUUUUAAUUGGCUGUAUUUCUACAAAAUAAAAUACACGAGGACAUUUGGGUGAUACAGUUGUCGGUAUUUGACUGAACUGAUUAAUGUACUUUAUUGUAAACCCGCGAAAAAUAAUCAAGACGUCGACGCGCGGACAGCCAGAAACCAAUUUACAGACUAAAUACCAUAACAACGCUUAUAGAGUUGGCGUAUAUAAACAAAACGCUUUUCAACAAUUUUGACUACGUUUUUAGGGCUUUCUUUAGACGGCGCCCUAAGCAGUUUAAAAAAUGUUGAUUGUUACAUUUGGUUCCGGCCACAGGUGUGCUGAAUAUCUCUUUUAGAAGGGAAAUGUUCACGUUCAUUUUUCACAAGAUCGCGAGAGAGCCUAUAAAAGUAGUUCAUGGAGCCCAAAUCUUUUCAAGCAUGCUUAUUACUCAUAUGGGCCAUGAAGAUUACACUGCUCACUAUAAUAGAAAUGAUGGCCGGCAUAUCCUUAUAUUUAUUUCAUUCAGAAUCUCAAAUAAAAUCUUCCUGAAUAAAAUUUUGUUCUCCUUUUCCACCACUUAUUCUCCUUGUUGUCUUCAAUUAUUGGCAGCUUUCGAAGACUCUCUUGAAGUGCUCGUUGCUUUUAAAUGUCAGAAAGGAUGGUUCUAUCAAAAACCGUGUGAGCCCCGUUAGAAAUAAUUAACACGGACUAUGUAGAGCCUCAUACGCUUAUGACGAAUAUCCUCCGUCCUGUAUGAAACUUAGUCUACUUGAUUACGCUCUUGUUUGGACUAUACUAUAAAACUGCUUAAUAAGUAAUUUAUAGCCAACUGCAUAAAUAACCUUGUCUAUGUACUGUAAGACUGCAUUUAUAUGCUCCCCUCGGCCUAGCUUGCUAGCUAGGAAUUGCGUUGUGACCUUGUACUUCUUUAAGGAAGCCGUACUGACUGAAGCCAAGAUGUCGGCGUAUAUCAAGGAAAAUUCCAGGUCGUCAUGACGGUUUAUAGGUUGAGUAAGUCAGUGUUAGUGGUUGUUUCCUCGUGGCGCCCUUGAUGCAGUCGCGUGUGUAAUGCACAGACGUGCUGUUUAACUCUGUCAUCCCCUGCCCCCAAUCCCCACAUCGAAUGACUGACUGUCUCGGGGUAGUGAACUGGUGCUGGCAGAGAGAAGAACGGGUAGGGAGUCGAUGCAUAUUCUUCAUUACAAACAAUCUGACGUUCUUUUAAACUACAACGGUGCGCCGAAGCUGUGCCUUGGAAGGCUUUCAGCUGACGGGCUCACUCGGUCUUCCGGUGAGGACGGAGAGUUAGGCCGCAAUGUCUCCUUCUUAAUGUUGCAUCUUUGGCACUCUCGCUCAGUAGGAAACCGAAUCGCCCCAGUCUCUCAUGUGUGAGAAAGACCGUCCCAAUUGCGCGCAAACGAGCUGCUUAGAUUUACCAGCCAUUGCGCCUGACCCUGCCUCCGGUAUUCUUGACUAUAUCUUGACACCGGGUUGCAGAUGUGGUCAGGGAUGAGAGGGUACGGCAGACGCCGCGCAAGUCACCAUUCCUGCGUCCACCCGGAUGUGGGGAACGCCAUGGAUUUCGUCCCUAAUGACAGUCGAACUGUCACAUAGACGGCCGACUAGGACAAGCUGUGGGCGGGCACAGUCACAGAAAGGUUCAGAGAAGAGUGACAUCGUUAAUAUUGUUGGUGCUUUGGACAGCGGCAGCUACAAUGGGGCCCUGGUAUUGUGAUGGAUUUGAAGGCAUCCUACAAGGACGUUUUGGAACCCCAAGACUCUCUGAGAUUGCGGACACAUUAAAAGAUGUUGCCUAUGUGCGACAUUUGUCAUCGGAAUCCUGCUCUGCAUGUCUCUGUCUCAUAUUUCAUGGCAUCUACCCAGACCUGUCGCUUCUGCGCUAGGGCUUCACACCUGUUAUGAUCUAAUCAGUGACACUCCGGUAGAUUCUCCAGAGUGUUUUUUGGCGUUCUUUUUGUCGUCCUUGUCAAUAAGCGCUUGCAAUGACGCCCCCGCGGAAAGGGUCACAUCGAGAAACUCCGUAUGCCUGUGUGAGCCGAUCAAGCGCCCAAUUUUCCGAAGUCUGUCUGUCAGUUGACUGCCACGACAGCCAUGCUGACCCGCAUGCAUACCGCUAACACGCGGCCACCCCCUUGGGCGUGACUAGAGGCACCUCUUGUACAGCUGCGUUGAGUCGUAAUCGCAGCCGUGAACAGGCGCUACCGGCCGGCAUUUCGGUCACCGUAGUUUGUCAUUCUUGACCUGACUAUGACCCUUUGUAUCUCCUGCUCAUGAAACUCCCGACGAAGCCCAUGGGCCAACCAAUCAGAUGUCCAACGUUCAGCCGAUCAGAGGGAUGUGACGGUAUUCUGUCACGCAGACACGUACAUGAGAGGCCCGCGCCAAUCACAUGUUGCUACUCACGUAAUCCCGGAAAAAUGUCUUGAUCUGGCCCACCAGCAAACUGUCAACUCAAACGACCAAUUCUCUGUACAGAAUAAAUAAGUUCUCACUGCUCUCUGGUUUUAGUCUUUAUAAAAAACGAACCUGUGACAUCAGCGUUUUCACUUCUUUUCAAUACCUUGUUACGUGUCUACUGUGCACAUUUGAGUAGACAUAGUUUGGAGUUAAAGGAUUUGAUUGUGCUACUUCGCUUUCAUUCCUUUCAUUGUGGCACUAUGUUGCCCGACGCUAUUCGCUGGACAUGUGACCAAAGUUGGUUCGAUGUCCUUGGCCGCUACGAGUCACAUUCACUGUGACCGCACCUUAGAAGUUGGAUAUGCCUUAGCAUGCCAUUCGACACCAGAAACUAGAUAUCCGAGAUCCGCUUUUGCCACUUUAAUUUAAGCAUUUUUCAGGACAGCCUUGUAGGAAAUGGCCCAGUUUCGUUGAUUGGUUUUGCAGACUGUGCAAGAUUCCGUUCCGUGGAGGACAUGGCACCGUAUAUCCACAGCUUGGUAUUCAGGGAGAUGCGACGGCAAAUUCACACGAACGAUUGAGGCCCUCCUGGCCGACUCCGGUGACUCAAGCAACAGUCUCCUCGUUAAUUCUGAUAUGCAUCUAAAUGAUGCAUUACGGGUAAGUAAAUUUGUCUGCAUCGUUCAGCGUUCAUUGUUGGCUGUUGGAGGAGGACGUUGCCAAUGUUGUAAUCGUGAUUAGAAGCCUAUAUGUUAUGAGUUUUAGCCAUAUGCACUAGCCUGAUUAAGAACGACAGUAAGAACAGCCAAUAUGAGAACAAAAUGAUUAUUUAGGUAUCCAACGGCUUGAUCUCCAUGCCCAGAUAUGAUGUGCGUCCCUCCUUCAUAUCGUUUUGAUUGCGUUAAAACAAAUACCACAGUUAAAGAAAGGUGAUCGGACUGUCAACGGUUAGCUAGUUGGGCAGAUCGGCACAUUGAUUCUGUAUAUUCGCUGUCGGUGCCAGUUCACGCAUGGCGAACCAUUUCUCGUGUUAAUAGUUAAUCCAAAUUCGGCGUAUAUGGAGACGGAUUGUGCCUCAUUUACGGUGCACGAGGCAUAAACUUCAAUGAAGAGAAGGUCGUGUUUCCCGUACUUACAGUGUUUCUGCGCACACAGUAUGCGACGAGUUUGGAUAGUUUCCCAUUUUUUCUGAGUACUGACAUCAAUUCCUGAUCAUCCACUUUUGUAGAACCCACGGGGUUAAAGAGGAUCGAAGCGAGUUCGCUAAAUUGCUUGAUCCAAUUUGCCACUGUGGAGGUCUCCCAGACUGAUCCGUUAUCCGUGAACCCCUCUACCAUGCCGCCAUGGAGUGGUCUAACUAACAACUUGAACUGCUUGAGACAUACUUAUUUCUGCGAGUAUUCCCAUGUUACAAUUGAGAAGUCAAUUUGGCAGUGUUUUCGGCAAUUCGUCAUUAGGACAAAGCAGUUGCAUGAAAGUUAAAAAUAUGCGAAGUUCAUAUGGUCUGUAAGUGAUUCAGGGGCUUUUUACACUCAUCGUUCCCACGCCACCCGCAUGGUGAGGUCGGCGUCGUAUGGUCAUUGGAUCAAGGGGGCGAGUGGGAGGGGUGACAUAGGCUGUGAGUGAUGUCCGUAAGUCGGGUGCGUUGAGCACACAUUACUGCCAUCAGGAAUUUGGGGCGACGCACAAUAAUCAUCUGGGAUCGGCGUUGGCCACGGAAGACAGAGCGCCUGUGUCAACGUCUUCUGACAACAUAACACUGGAUGGGCUGGCCGCAUAGCCACUGCCUCGUCUGUAGCUAGCAUCCGUUGGCGAAGGCCUCUGGAGAAGCUUUCUGGUGUCCGGUAGACAACCUGAAAAGCUUCUUUGGCAUCGACUCGGUGAUUCGCAUCGACAAGAUGUGCGAGAAUAGAACUCGGUAUCGAUUUGUUUUCACCUCUGCCUAGCCAGGCCAAUAUGUGUUCAUGUACUCUCUUUUCCAGGCGCCUUAACUCACCACUAUUUUCAGGAGUAUGGUUCGAUCCCCGGCACUAACUAUUCUGUUAGAUCGAAAAGAUAGAAUCGUGAAUGAUUCAAAUUGUCGAGUAUUUUCCCUAUAGUUGUCACGCUAUGAUGAUCGGAUCCGUCGUUUCUGAUGUGUCUGAAAUCCGCAUGGGCAGCGCCUGUUGGCUACGGCAGAGGCGGCUGCAAUCAGGUUACGUGAACCGGUCCUAUGCGCGCAAAAGAACUUCAUACAGGUCCCACAGUUGCCAUGGUUCAAAGCCACCAAGCCAGUCGUCCGCAUAUGAUUACCUUUAUUGGGGCCCACUUUCUUCCUGGCGCUGACUGAAAUUUUGGUGUUUCACUCUCAUCAUUUCUUCUCCAAACGCGAGCUACAGCUUAAUUAUCUACCUGCCCGUAUCUUUUACUUCAUUAUUUCAAUAGCCAUAUAAUGAGAAUUUAUCUAAAGCAGACAUAUGCUCGCCAAAUUGCCUUUUGAAUUUUCCAAUGGGAAUUUUCGCAACUCUAAAACAAUCAAAAUAGAGUCGCAGUGAUAAUCACUUUGCUCGCUGAUCUGUGCAGCUCCGAUCUUCGUAGAACUUGUACCUCCCAUGCCCAUCGAUUGAGAUUGUGGAAUGAAAUAUCUGACAAUCAUGCAGAAUUGUUAUUCAUAGAGUGCGAAGAACAUCGCGGUUUAUCGGUAAUUACUUCCAGGAAUCAGGUAUGGCAGCUUUUUUGUGAUGUGGAUUUUAAUAGCAGGAGAGAACCCAACGUACCGUCUAUGUUUCUUUGAUUGACCACCUCUGAAAUAAAGGUAUGUCCAGCCCCUACCUCUCGCAGGUACCUCUCUUCUGAGGAAAUAAUCGCACAGAACGAUGUUCACAUCGAAUGAAGACGGUCUACGGUCUACUAGAAAUGUCCUCCAUUCUGGUGAGGCAGUGGACCAGUUGUACUGUCAGAGCGGGUAAUGUAAAUCAGAUGGGGUGGGGUUGAGACGGUGUUAGUUGCUGACAGCAUAACAGACAACAUUUUAUGGCGCUUUAAUAGCUGUUAAUUCACUAUCUCGGGCGACAGCCGAAUUCCGCCGUAACUUUCGACUUCUGCCGAUCGAGAGAACACCCCUGAUUAGACUCGAUUGUCCAAUAUCGCAAAACUGACUUCUGCUACAAACGCUAUAUUAAUACGGAGCUACAACAACCAUAUGAUCAUUCCAAGGUAAGGCGGGAUUAUCACGCCAGCCUUUCAAAUUUUAGAUGUUAGCACGCCGGAGUUCCAAAGUGCUUUUUGCUAUUUCUAAUGAUGAACUCGGUGCCGGACCCUAAGCAUAAUCGCCGUCAUCCUCUUUCUUCUCCCUUGCUGUAUAUCUGCGCUUACUCAGAACGGAGGCCUUUGAAUUUGAGUUGGGGAGCAGUGCUGAUAUUUGGUGGAGCCUCCAUCUAAGGUGCGCCACGCGCGAACACUCACCUACUAUACAGGCGUUGACGAAUGACGGAAGAAGUCCACGUGACGAAUUGACCUCAAAGACGCGAUGAAUGUCGGCGUAGUCAAUUUAUUGGCUGGUUUGAUUCCUCUACCCGUGGCCACCUAGUCCUAGCGAUCGGGAAUAUUCAAGUCACGCAUUAUUCAUCCAGAGCGGGAGUCACGUUUCAUGAUGUGACACACACGUCUGCCCACCGUAUGCAGAGGGCCAGUGUACGGUUGGGCGUCCGCAUGAUAACCCAUUGGCGAUCAAAAUGAUGAAGACCAAUACAUUCGCUGUCCACAGGUCUAUCUGCAACGAUACAGACGAAGCUUCCACCUGGAUGCAAGAGUCUUCUUCCUCGGACAUUUCUACCUAAUUAUCAUCUUGCUUUUCACCACUAACAUUUCGACCGUCGUUUCUGGUAAAGUCUAUCGUGUGCCCCACAGGGAGGCGGACGACGACUACACCACCACCACAACCACCACCACCACCACCACCACCACCACCACCACCACCACCACCACUUUCACUGCCAUUAUCAAUAUCACUAUCAUCUCAUGCUCCACUUUCUUAAUCUCCUCUUCUCCUCAGUCUGCGCGUAGCCAUUUCUACAUCCCAUAA
Messenger RNA from Spirometra erinaceieuropaei, 12501 nucleotides. Lineage: Eukaryota; Metazoa; Platyhelminthes; Cestoda; Diphyllobothriidea; Diphyllobothriidae. The record is from the annotation of a GenBank genome assembly.